Carassius auratus (goldfish) is the source of this 1343-nucleotide messenger RNA. Its product is annotated as polyubiquitin-like. Bases 4 to 474 code for a protein of 156 amino acids. The record is from RefSeq and is a predicted model, not a curated record. The transcript has a single exon. NCBI's taxonomy places the organism in Eukaryota, Metazoa, Chordata, Actinopteri, Cypriniformes, Cyprinidae. Gene Ontology annotation, molecular function: protein binding.
GUGAUGGAGCUGAUAAUAAGACUGCUGGGCGGAGAUGUGAAGCAUCUGGAAGUGAGCGGUGGAGCCACAGUUGGUGAACUGAAGAAACUCAUCUCUCAGAUCUUCGGAGAACCUUCUUACAAACAGAAGCUGUCUGCCGAUAACGGUUCGCGUAUCAGCCUCGAGGAUGAGUCUCGAACCCUCAGCAGUUACGGUCUGCACUCUGGAUCAGUGGUCAGUCUGCUCAUCACCAACCCCGGACCUUUCCAAGUGUUCGUCAGGAAUGAGAAGGGCCAGACCGGGACGUAUGAAGUGGAUAUCAAUGAGACCGUAGAUCAGCUCCAGGCUAAGAUCUACCGCAAAGAGAGAGUCCCCGUGGACCAGCAGAGACUGAUUUUCAACGGAAGACAGCUGGAGUCCGGCAGAAAGUUGCAGGAAUACGACAUCAGCUCAGGAAGCAGCAUUCACAUGACUCUCCGUCUGCGAGGAGGAUGAUCGGGUGAAUGUGUGCAAAAAGGAUUAAAAACUGUUCUCUUUAGAUUUGUUAAUGAUGUAGCUAAAUACCAUUGUCCUUUUAUACUCGCUGUUAAAUUUGUGAGUUUUUUUUGCUUCAUAAUGUCUUAAGAACUCAUGCAAUUCCAUUGUUGGCUAUUUAUCUGCAGAUGUCUGCAGGGGAACACAUUCAGGUGUCCUUGUUACAUGUUACAUGUAUUGUCACAGUGUCUGGUCUGUGUAUCCCUGGGUGUCCACUAGAGGUCUCACUUUCCCUUAUUUGGUCACCUUCCUCCUUGUUUGUGUUAAUUGAUUGUUCCCCGCCUGUCUCCACUUCCCUCAUCAUCCUUCUGUGUAUUUAUACCCGGUUUGUCUCAGUCUGUGUCACGGAGUCCUUGUUUAAUGUCAGAGUUAUUUCAUGUCCGUCGUCCUUGCCUUCCCUUGUGUUCGUGUCUUGUUUAUGUUUUGUUUUGGAUCUUCUGGUUUUGACCCUGCCUGGCUUGUUUACCCGAUUGUCUUACCCUUAAUAAAGAAUCAUACCUGCACUUGGAUCUCUUCUCGUUCCUGCAUCACCGUACGUGACAAUUAUAAUAACAGUAAAUUCUGCAUACUGUAAUUACAUGCAAGUAACCCCAAGUCAACCCUAAUCCUAGCCUUAACCAUAGUAAAGUACGUUGGUACAUGUAGUUAAUCAGUAUUACUCAGUACAUAAAUGUAUAAUUACAGUGUAAAAAGGACACCUUAAAAUAAAGUGUAGCCCAACCCUCUUCAGAACUCAUGAGGAUAAUUCCAUUAUAUAACUGUAUCUUUGAUCAUGAUGAAUGAUCUUUCACUGUGACUAUAAUAAUAAAAACUCAAAUCAUUUGAAGAAA